Molecule: messenger RNA, 243 nt
Organism: Echinococcus granulosus
Lineage: Eukaryota; Metazoa; Platyhelminthes; Cestoda; Cyclophyllidea; Taeniidae
Product: Transposon Ty3-G Gag-Pol polyprotein
Exons: 2
Coding region: 1-243 (80 amino acids)
Source: RefSeq, a predicted model, not a curated record
AUGCUUCGAGAUGAGGUUGUAAAGUCAUCCAAGUUACCAUGGGCCUCUCCUAUCGCGCUGGCAAAGAAGAAUGACGGCAGGCUGCAGUUAUGCAUCGACUAUAGGAAGUUGAAUGCCGCAACCAAGAUAAAUGCCUUCCUUCUCUCCCACAUAAAUGCCUCACUUGGCUCCUUACAUGGGCCGCAAGAGAAGGCAAGGGUAAAUAUCGAGUCCGGUAAUAGAGUCGGCGUCUCUCAAGCCUGA